AACGUUGUCGUUUGCAACAUCAUUCCACAUCAUUCUUAAACGAGCGAUAGUGGCCUUGUCAACUUUUUCGUUCGUGCAGACUGUUAACUAUUUCCGUAUUUUUGUUCAGGAGUAAUUGAAUUCCCUUUUUCCAUCGUGUUUAUAAAGAUAUCUUUACUAAAUACUGAAAGGUUACGAUACAACAUGGAUCAUCAAAUGUUUAAAAUAUACAAUCAGGAAGACUUUAACAGAAUUACAAGAGGAAUUAAAGUUGCACAAUGCAUGCAAUCUCGAUCGUCAUCUGUUUCAGAAACUGAAAAAGUAUUACAUCAAUUAGAUGACUUAGUUGUAUCGGAUUCCUUAAGUUGUUCAUUUUGUAAUACAAUAUUCGAAGAUAAAGCACAACAAAGACUUCAUUAUAAAUUAGAUUGGCAUCGAUAUAAUUUAAAGCAGCGUUUGAACGGAUUAAAACCUAUUGGGGAAGAUAAAUUUAGUCUAUUAGCCGACGAAGGUGAUGUUUCGAGUUUAUCCGGAAGCGAUGUUGACUCUGAAAACGAGGAUGAGACAUACGUUUCGGAAGCAGGUAAUUCUCCUAAUGGACAUUUUGAGAGCAAAAACAGUGUUACGAAAAACAAGAAAACAGAGAAGAAAGGACGAAGCGCAGAAUCAAUCUCCGACAGUUCUGAUACGGAACAUUCUGAUGAAACUGUGAAAGAGAAGAAAAUUGAAACUUUAUUGGUCACUGCUACCCGCCACUCGAAAGUUUUUUUCGAAAAUGACGAUGGAAAUAUAUUCAGUAUAUACAGGUGUUUACUUCAUAAUAAAAAGGAAAUUCCAGAGGUAGACAAUGAGAUGAUUGCUCAAGCAUUAGACAGUGGGAGGAAAACAACAUGGACCGUUAUCAUGAUCGGUGGAGGACAUUUUGCUGCUGCUGUAUUUCAAGAUGGAGAACCUAUCGUGCACAAGACGUUUCAUUCUUAUACCGUAAGAGCUAAACAAGGAUUUGCCCAAAGUUCACGUACAACGACUAAUCACGCUAAAAGUGCUGGUGCUAGUUUACGCCGUUAUAACGAAGCAUCUCUUCUUCAGCAUGUACAGGAUAUACUCGAAUCGUGGUCAUCCCAUAUCAAUAAUUCCUCUCUGAUUCUAUAUAGAGCAGUUGGACCAUAUAAUCGUACUGUAUUAUUCGGAGGAAAAAAUCCACCUUUAGAUAAAAGCGAUUCAAGAUUAAGACCACUGCCAUUUCCUACUCGUAGAGCAACAUUUAACGAAGUGAAAAGGGUGUACGAUAUAUUAAGCACUAUGGAAAUUUAUGGUUCUGCGGCAGAUUUCAUAGAUUCCUUUCCUAUUUCACCGCGUCAGCCUCUAAGAAAGAAAAUUUCAAAAGCCGAUGUAUCCGGCGAAACUUCAGAAAAGACAGAGAAUGCAGAAUGUGAUUCUAUUAUUACUGCCAAUAAUUCCCAAGAUAACGAUAAAAGUAAAAUACCUACUCAACCAUCUCCCGAAAGACAGCAUAGAAAUUCUCGAUCUCAUAUAGAUCGAGCAAAACCAAGAAAGAGCCCGUGUCGUCCUUUACCAGAUAUCGUGGCAAAGUUGGCACAGUCAUCUUCAGAAUCGGAGCUAGACAGUCAAAUAGGUACUGUUAGCGUUCCGGUUGACGUGUCGCUAAUCGAGCAAGAAUUAGAAAUAGAAUUUAACGAACACCUACUAGCUUUUCAAGAUACAGUACCAAGGUAUAUGAAAAAUAAAAAAUCUCGCCGUCAGAGAAAAAAAACGAAAAAAGAUGAUAACACAACGAAUGAAGUGCUAACUAACGCCAAAAUGAAGUUAUGGUCAGCAUGUAAAUUAGGAGAUAACGAUUUAUUGUUAUCUAUUAUUGAUGACCUAUUAAUUGAAGCAGAGAAAAGUGCAGAAUUGGAGGAACAAAACAAAGAAGAUACAACUGUUGAAACUAAUUCGAUUAUACACAAAAAUGAUGUAAUAAAAUUGGUAAAUGAUCCUAACGAGGAUGGUAAUACAAUGUUACAUUUGGCAGCUCUUGGGGGGCAUUUGAAAUUAGUGUGGCGGCUACUGGAAAUCGGAUCUGAUCCCUGUAACAAAAAUAAGAAACUGCAAACUCCAUACGCAGCGGCGAGCGAUAAGGAAACUAGAAACGUGUUUAGAAGAUUUAUGAGUAGCAAUCCUGACAAGUUCAAUUACAGUAAAUCUCAGAUACCUGGACCACUUACCGAUGAAAUAGAGCAAGAGGAAGCCGAGCGAAAAAGACAAUACCGAAAACAGAAACGAGAAAAAGAAAAACUGAAAAAGAAAGAAUUUGAACUGAAAAAGCAAGAGGAAGACGCUAAACAGAGAUUCCUUAAUCUUAGCGACAGAGAAAAGAGAGCAUUAGCAGCCGAACAACGUAUCGUGAAGCAAGGAUGCGACGUGGUUUCACGAUGUUUUCAAUGUGCCGUGAAUAUGGUUGGUCAAGUACCUUUCGAAUACAACUGCAAUCGUUUUUGUUCCAUGCCGUGUUUGAAAGAACAUCGUCUACGCAACAAAGUUGUUACCUGAUGUUAUUCUACAUUUGAAAUUGCGAUCGAGUUAUACUUUCACAAGCUUACUAUAUGUAUGUUGUCAAUAUGUAUAUACAAAUUAAAAUGGUAAAGUAUGGUUUGUAUGAAACUAGAAUUAAAUAUCCUUAUAAUUUUCGGCAAUAAUAAAAAACUAUUAGAAUUUA
Molecule: messenger RNA, 2698 nt
Organism: Megachile rotundata (alfalfa leafcutting bee)
Lineage: Eukaryota; Metazoa; Arthropoda; Insecta; Hymenoptera; Megachilidae
Product: tRNA endonuclease ANKZF1
Biological process (GO): ERAD pathway
Molecular function (GO): protein binding
Source: RefSeq, a predicted model, not a curated record